UGUUCAUCCAACGGCUGUAAUAGCUUGUAAUCGGCACUGCAGUGUGGAAGGAACACCAGACUCCAUUUUUCUUUUUUCGCUUUCAAAAUUGGAGCGAAGAAAUUGGGUAAAGAAAAAAAAAUUGGGAGCGCACGAGAGAGAAGAGAUUUUAUGACAUGGAUUCAGGUGCUGGAGAAAGCUCCGCCGCAGACGAUUACGAGUCCUUGAUGUCGACCACUGAUGCGGAGCUGCUGAAGAGCGCGUGGCGGAACGAGAAGGCGGCGCCUGAGAUCCUCAAAUACGACGCCGAUUUAGUCCAGAGGUCCCGCCAACAGAUCCAAUUAAUGGAAGAAAUGGUUGAAGAUUUCAGUCAAAACAGUGUUGAUCCACUUACAGUAUCCCUUUACCAGAUGGACUUGGACAGGACCAUGUUUCUGUUGAGAUCAUAUCUUCGCACUCGUCUUCAGAAGAUCGAAAAAUAUGUUCUCCACAUACAGAAAAAUGCCGAAAUAUGGAAUCGACUAUCUAAACAAGAACAGAAGUUUGCCAGGAGGUAUGCUGGAGACAUAAAACAUCACCUGGAACAAUCUGUUCUCUCAAAAUUGCCAGAUCAAUAUCAGUCUCAUUUAAGGCAAUCUGCAGCAAGUGAGGAUGAUGACAUGGUUCCAGAGCCGCAGCUGGAUGCUUAUGUUGUAUGCCGAAGCAAGAGAUAUUUAGGCGCUUUCCACCUUGAUGACGGUGGAGAAGAACCUGUUACCAUCGAGGCCGAUGAUUUGUAUGCCUUACCAUACAAGUCUAUAAAGCCACUUGUAGAGAGUAAACAAAUUGAUCUCGUUUGAUGGUACAAGAAACUGCUGGUUUCUCUAAAGAUCAAAGACUUGGUGAUUGAAAAGGUAAAACUGCCAAACGUUCUUGGUUGGCAUCACAACAAUAUCGUGAUUGAUGUGUUUAUAAUUGCUGCCAUAAUAUUUUAGCAACUGUGGGACAAUCUAUUUAUUGAUGUCCGGCCACUUGUUCUGAUGAAUUGUGCCUGUUAUGUAGUACUUGCAUAUGUUCACUUUGGGAAGUUGCAAUUAUCUUCUGUAUUCGUAGACGGAUAAACAUAGCAUUUGUAGGUUAAAUAUUGAAAAACAUCUGGAGUUUUGGUGUAUUUGGUUAAGCUAUUUUUUAAAAUUACAAAUGGGAGAUUGCUUCA
This is a messenger RNA of Striga asiatica, 1174 nucleotides long. Lineage: Eukaryota; Viridiplantae; Streptophyta; Magnoliopsida; Lamiales; Orobanchaceae. The record is from the annotation of a GenBank genome assembly.